Molecule: messenger RNA, 3178 nt
Organism: Scatophagus argus
Lineage: Eukaryota; Metazoa; Chordata; Actinopteri; Scatophagidae
Gene: plk2b
Product: polo-like kinase 2b (Drosophila)
Exons: 14
Coding region: 319-2292 (657 amino acids)
Biological process (GO): mitotic cell cycle; protein phosphorylation; regulation of cytokinesis
Cellular component (GO): cytoplasm; centrosome; spindle pole
Molecular function (GO): protein serine/threonine kinase activity; protein binding; ATP binding
Source: RefSeq, a predicted model, not a curated record
AACAGGUAAACUAUGCGCCAUCCCCGGCUUCAUUAUUGUUGUGGGUGGAGGUUGACGAUGCAGACGAUCAUACGAAUUCUUAAAAACAUGAAUCCGAUCUGUUAUAUCGCCUUUGCUUUCAUGUCUGUGCCGUCAGCAACACCAAUGUAGGCUACAUGCAAUGUGAUCGAUAUCAGGCUAGACCUCAUGCUCUCAUGUCACACCGUGACGUCAGAGAGAGGGCGGCAGACGGCGGGGUGGGGAGGGUGCCAGGGUAUAAAACUCCAGAGACUGACUCUCCGGGCUGCAUUCUGAGUUUGGGAGUGUAAGGCAUCACUCAUGGAAGUACGGAGAAACAGCGGACCGCAACAGACGAACAGCAGCAGUAUGUGUGAACCGACGCCGAGGUCCAGCGAACCUCGCCGAAAGAGAAUGGAUGAGCGCAGUGCGCCCUCAGAGAUGGCCAGGAUAAUCACCGAUCCUGCCACGGGGAAAUGCUACUGCCGUGGAAAAGUUUUGGGAAAGGGAGGGUUCGCAAAAUGCUAUGAGAUGACCGACCUCUCCACCAGCAAAGUUUAUGCAGCCAAAAUCAUCCCGCAUGCGCGCGUCUCCAAACCUCACCAACGGGAGAAGAUUGACAGAGAAAUUGAGCUGCACAGAUUAUUGCACCAUAAGCACAUAGUGCACUUCUAUCACCAUUUUGAGGACAAGGAGAACAUCUACAUCCUGUUGGAAUACUGCAGCAGAAAAUCAUUAGCCCAUAUCCUGAAGGCUCGCAAAGUGCUCACUGAGCCAGAGGUUCGUUAUUAUUUAAGGCAGAUCGUCUCUGGGCUGAGGUACCUGCACGAACAAGAGAUCCUUCACAGAGACUUGAAACUUGGUAACUUUUUUGUGAGCGAGUCAAUGGAGUUGAAGGUCGGAGACUUUGGUCUGGCUGCCAAGUUGGAGCCAGCAGGAAACAGGAGGAAGACGAUCUGUGGGACUCCCAACUACCUGUCCCCUGAGGUGCUCAACAAGCAGGGCCACGGCUGUGAAUCAGACAUCUGGGCUCUAGGCUGUGUAAUGUACACCAUGCUGUUGGGCAGGCCACCAUUUGAGACCACCAACCUGAAGGAGACAUACAGGUGUAUUAGAGAGGCGCGUUAUUCCCUGCCCUCCUCCCUGUCGCCACAGGCUAAGCAGUUGAUUGCCAACCUGUUAGCCAAGACCCCAGAGGACAGACCAAACCUGGACCACAUUCUGAGGCACGACUUCUUCACACAGGGCUUCAGUCCAGAACGUCUGCCGCCUAGCUGUUGCCAUUCACCACCAGAUUUCCAUGUCUCUAGUCCUGCCAAGAGCUUCUUCAAGAAAGCUGCCGCUGCGCUCUUUGGCGGAAGAAGAGACAAGGUCAAAUAUUACGAGACUCUGAAUAAGUUAACCAAAGAGGAGGAGGAGAUCUACAAACUGCAGCAUGAUUUGGAGAGAACUGCCAUCAGCCAACAACAAAGCAAACAGAUUUCUGAGAAUGGAAGUCUACUUCCGCCAUCUGCCGAAAGCCCUGUUGCCCCGGCAACAGAGAGCCAAUCCCCGUCGACGCGAGACACCAUCCGUCUGAUCGUAAGAGGGAGUCUGGGGAGCUGCAGCAGCAGCAGCGAAUGUCUUGAAGACAACACGACAGGGAGCGUGGCUGAGACUGUUGCAAGUGUGUUGAGGGGAUGUCUGGAGAGUAUGCCUAAAGCGGAUGACAUUCCUCAGGGCUCAAACUGCUGCAAUCUUCAGUGGGUGACUAAAUGGGUGGACUACUCCAACAAGUAUGGCUUUGGCUACCAAUUGUCUGAUCACACCGUGGGAGUUCUCUUCAACAACGGCACUCACAUGAGCCUCCUGCCAGACAGAAAGACCAUCCAUUACUAUGCAGAGUUGGGCCAGUGCUCUGUCUUCCCCACUUGUGAGGUUCCUGAACACUUUGUAGGCCAGGUGACUGUGCUCAAGUACUUUUCCCACUACAUGGAGGAGAACCUCAUGGAUGGCGGGGAUCUGGGUAGUAUGACAGAUGCACACAUGCCCAGACUCUACCUGCUGCAGUGGCUCAAGUCCGACCGCGCCCUUAUGAUGCUCUUUAAUGAUGGCACUUUCCAGAUCAACUUUUACCAUGACCACACCAAGAUCAUCCUUUGUUGCCAGAGGGAUGAGUACAUGCUGACAUACAUCAACGAGGAACGCGUCUCCAAAACUUUCAAACUCAGCUGCCUGCUGAAGUCCGGCUGCCCCAGCGACCUGCGCGAACGCAUGGUGUAUUCCCUCAACAUGCUUCUGCAGAGAUGCAGCUAAAUCUACACUAACGUGCCAUGGACAGAGUUAAAUCUACCCGUCGUACUACUGCAGUGCUACAGUGGAACCAGGAUUCGGAUGAACCUGUGUGAGAAGGACGAGUUUGUGGUCGAACCUUUGGAAAAGUGACUAAACAUUCCUACACUGUCGCACCUUCGUGACUGAGCAGAGGUGCAGGUGGAAAAAAAAAUAAUACGGAUGGACUCAGUGGAUGGGAGAAUGAAAUGUAGCACAACGAGAGAGUAAAGGGCUGUUUUGUAUGUUAAUUGUUGGAGGAGAGGAAAGACUGAGCUUGUUGGAAUGAGUAUGUUGGUACGAAUGUGCACCCCAGAUGUUUGUGGGGGAGAAAAGAGGGAUGAUUGGGAAGUAAAGACAAAUGCUGGGCAGGCACCAGCUUAAAUGUGUAUAGUACAGUUGAUGCUGUUUUAUAGAGAUCAUGCAUAACUUGAUGCUCUGGGUGUAAUCAGAGUUAGACUGUGGAAUAUUGUAAAUGAUGUAUAGUGUUUAUCACAGCCAGCUCAGCAGUGCAAAGGAAAGGUUUGCUAAUAUGUGUGUGGAGGCAGCAGACGCGUGUGUGUGUGUGUGUGUGUGUGUGUGUGUGAGGGAUAUAACAUCACACUUAGAACUGCGAUCGGUUCUCUUAACGGACAGAUGGACUCAGCACACUGAGCUGUAAACCAGAAGGGUGACAUGAGGGGGGAGGAGGGGAGGCAGGAGGAGAGAAUGACAUUUAAAAAAAAAAAAAGAAAGAACAUUACCAAGGAUCCUCUAAGGACCCCUUAAGAGCCAUUAUCACCUUAGUAGAAAAUGUCCUGAAUAAAUUAUUGUGUAAGAAAAGUGCAGUAUUUAUUUAUUUAAUAAUAAAGAGAAUUUUCUAAAAAGAAAA